Messenger RNA from Labrus bergylta (ballan wrasse), 1008 nucleotides. RefSeq names its product arginine vasopressin (gene avp). Lineage: Eukaryota; Metazoa; Chordata; Actinopteri; Labriformes; Labridae. Gene Ontology annotation, molecular function: neurohypophyseal hormone activity. Gene Ontology annotation, cellular component: secretory granule; extracellular region. The record is from RefSeq and is a predicted model, not a curated record.
GUGAGAGAUCGACCGGGACAUCAGUCAGACAUCCUACCUUCAUCCCAUCCAACACCAGCAGCAGCGAUGCCUAACUCCGUGAUACCCCUGUGCGUCCUGGGACUCCUCGCGCUCUCCUCCGCGUGCUACAUUCAGAACUGCCCUCGAGGAGGGAAGCGAGCCCUGCCGGAGACUGGGAUCAGACAGUGCAUGUCUUGUGGCCCCAGAGACAGGGGCCGCUGUUUUGGCCCCAGUAUCUGUUGUGGAGAGGGUCUCGGCUGCUUGCUGGGCUCCCCAGAAACAGCCCACUGUGUGGAGGAGAACUACCUGCUCACCCCCUGCCAGGCGGGAGGGAGACCCUGUGGAUCUGAGGGCGGACGCUGCGCUGCCUCAGGAGUCUGCUGCAACUCAGAGAGCUGUGUGGUGGACUCCGACUGCCUGGGGGGGAUUGAGGCCUCAGAUCCUGCCGACAAUCAUGCAGGGAGCUCGGCUGCAGACAUGCUGCUGCGACUGCUGCAUGUGGCCAACAGAGGACAGACUGAGUACUAGACUGAUACUGACAAAAUGCAGAUCAUUCAUGUUCCAAUUUAAGCCUAGAGAUAAAACCUUGAACCAAUAAAAACCCACUUCAAUGUUAUUUCACUCUUAUUCCCUCCUGCUGGGAUUUUUCUUUAUGUUUAAGGACCAUUUAAGAUCCCAUAGGGAGAAUAAUUUCAACUAAAGUAAAUUACUCUUCAUCCAGAUGAAGAGGUAAAUUCAAGUAUGGCUAUAUGUAUGAAAUGACUAGAAUAUAUGUUUAUUUCCAAUUUAGAAAUGUAUAUAUUUAUGCACAUAGUGUAAACAAAAUUCUAUUCUAUAACAUGCCUGAGCGAUAACUUCAGUUACUUGUGUUAAAGCAGGGAACACUGUAAAUAAGACGUAGAGCGACAUCCAUGUGAAACAGCUCAGUUGAAAUGCUGGAGCAGUUACUUUUUGUGUUGUAGAAAAUUUAAAAUCUCCGAAAAUACAGAAUUAAUCACUGCCAAAACA